Messenger RNA from Amphiprion ocellaris (clown anemonefish), 4688 nucleotides. It is a transcript of the gene ryk, whose product is annotated as receptor like tyrosine kinase. The record is from RefSeq and is a predicted model, not a curated record. Lineage: Eukaryota; Metazoa; Chordata; Actinopteri; Pomacentridae. Gene Ontology annotation, cellular component: signaling receptor complex. Gene Ontology annotation, molecular function: ATP binding; protein kinase activity. Bases 386 to 2329 code for a protein of 647 amino acids. Gene Ontology annotation, biological process: axonogenesis; multicellular organism development; positive regulation of kinase activity. The transcript is spliced from 16 exons.
ACCGAGAGAGUGAAGGAAAAAGAGUCGGAGGACGGACCAUGGAGGGAGAAAGCUGGAUGUAGGAGCUAGUAUUGCUGCUUUAGGGCACUUUUUCAGACUUGUUUUGUGUUCGCCCGAAUAAGUCGAAGUGGCUCAACGUGAAGAAAGCGGACGGAUACUUAACGUGGAUGUAAACCGUCGUAAAUGUGAACAUUCAAACAGGCUGUGACCGCGUACGGUUAGCAAGCCCGACCGAAGUUAGCCCGCUCCGGCUAACUUAGCUGCUGCUGUUAGCAAAGGAGGAAAACAACAAAAAAACAACAACAGGCUGGUGGGGGGAAAAGGAGUUAAAAGUGACGCUGAAGUAACCAGUAAUGUUUCCUCCCGGGAUUAACCUGAGAUACGGAUGAGAAAGAAACUGGCGAGAACAACAGUGAGCCCGACGACCGCUGCCAUGGUGGGGUUGAUCCGCGGCUCCGGGAGCCCGACUCGGUCCCGAGGCUGCUCCCACUCGGUGCUGUGGAGGCUCGGGGGCUUCUUCUUCCUGCUGCUGCUAGAAGGGGCCGGCUGCCUGGCCAACCCCAGCAGUCCUUCAGGCGUCAAUAACAACAACAACAACAGCCCCAGUGUCAACAUAUACAUGAGUGUGGAGGAGGUGAAGAAGCUCCUGGGCCUCGAUGCAGAGCUCUACUAUGUGCGAGACGAUGUGGUGAAUCACUAUGCGUUCUCCUUCAACAUGCCUGUGCCCACGGAGACCAACAGCCUUUACUUUACAUGGUAUUCCAAAGCAAAGGUUGACUACCGGCUUGCAUUCUACAUGGAGAACCCUGUGGUCCUGAACCAACCACGGAUUAACAUCUCCAAUCAGGGGGAGGUGCCCCGUACUCCCUCUGUCUUCAGAGUGGACGUCUUGUGUUCAGGAAAAGUAGAUGAAGAGGCAUUUUUAACAAUGCAGCUCAACCUGACCAUCCAUGCCAACAACUACACAGUGCUCAACUUCAAGAGGAGGAAAAUGUGCUAUAAAAGAAUCGAUUCUGAGACAAAGAUUCCAAUUUCCCUCAGCAAUAACACUCUUCCACGGCCUGACUUAGAUGGUGUGACCACCCCCACCACCUCCACCCAGGUGUUCUAUAUAAGCGUCAGCGUCUGCUGCAUUGUCAUCUUUCUCGUGGCCAUCAUCCUGGCCAUCCUGCACCUCCACAGCAUGAAGAGAGUGGAGAUGGAGGACAGCGUGAGUGACAGUGGGAGCUCGCAGGGUUUGUCUCAGCCAUCCACUCAGACCACACAGUACCUGAGAGCCGACACUCCAAACAACGCAGCACCAGUCACCAACAAUCACCCUGGUUCUGCACCCAUUCUCCAGCUUGCUGCCUCCUCCUUCCAAAACCCUGGUGCUCCCCCCAAUGAAACCAAAAGUUACCCAUCUCUCCGUAUAGAGAAGAACGACCUGAGGAGUGUUACUCUAAUGGAGGCCAAAGCUAAAGUGAAAGACAUUGCAAUCUCAAGGGAGAGAGUCACACUACGGGAUGUUUUACAUGAAGGCACAUUUGGCCGCAUCUUCCACGGUGUGCUGCUGGAUGAAAAGGACCCCAGUAAGGAAAAGCAAGUCUUUGUGAAGACAGUAAAAGAUCACGCCUCUGAGGUGCAGGUGACCAUGAUGUUGACUGAAAGUUGCAAACUUCGUGGACUUCAUCAUCGAAAUCUGUUGCCCAUAAGCCAUGUGUGCAUAGAGGAUGGAGAGAAGCCAAUGGUGCUGUUGCCUUUCAUGGCUUGGGGGAAUCUCAAGCUGUUCCUGCGGCAGUGCAAGCUAGCUGAGGCAAACAACCCACAGGCCAUCUCUCAGCAAGACUUGGUGUACAUGGCCAUUCAGAUCGCAUGCGGAAUGAGCUACCUGGCUCGCAGGGAGGUCAUUCACAAAGACCUCGCCGCGAGGAACUGCGUCAUUGACGACAACAUGCAAGUGAAGAUUACAGACAAUGCCCUCGCUCGAGAUCUAUUUCCUAUGGAUUAUCACUGUCUGGGGGAUAAUGAGAACCGGCCUGUCCGCUGGAUGGCUCUGGAAAGCUUGCUCAACAAUGACUUUUCAAGUGCAAGUGACGUGUGGGCCUUCGGAGUGACACUGUGGGAACUGAUGACUCUGGGUCAGACCCCCUACGUGGACAUCGACCCUUUCGAGAUGUCGGCUUACCUGAAGGAUGGAUACAGAAUAGCACAACCUAUCAACUGUCCAGAUGAACUGUUUGCAGUGAUGGCUUGUUGCUGGGCCUUGGACCCGGAGGAGAGGCCCAAGUUUCAGCAGCUGGUUCAGUGUCUCACAGAGUUUCACGCAGCGUUGGGUGCUUAUGUGUGAAAACAAGCUUCUUUUUUUAAAUUAAGCAGCGAGACUAAAGGCUGUCGGACACUGUUCAUAAGGAAUACAUGGAUGAAAUUGUGCCUUAUCAGAUGCAAGAGCAGACCUGAUGAUUUUAUUUUGUACAGUUCCCUUGGAAUUUUUAUAUAGUUUAAUUACCUUUUUACAGCAUAGCAAAGUAAAAAGAUUCUUUGUUGAAUUUUGUUUCAUUUGCUUUGAAAGCAUCUACGGAGGACGAUGGCAGUGCUCUUCCCUCGCCGAGAGGACCAGAACAAUGGAAAGACGUCCUCAUCUGUGCAGCACGGUGACAUUUACAGACAUUUAUGUGCCAUUGAACAAUUUUUUUUUUUUAAAGAACAAUGUAAGCUUCUGAAAACAACAGUAUUUUCUACAAUUUUGUAAAUUAGUGAAACCGUGUAGAUUUGUUUUUGGAUGAGAGUAACUACAGCAGAAUGAUUUAGGUACCAAAGUAGACUUCAUGUGUACAGUUUAUGUAGCCACCUUCUCGCUCUGCCAUGAGGAGCUCCAGCUCGGUACGAGAGGCAGCUUGGAAACCACAUUUUGUAUUUGUUGAGAUGAUUACUGCCACCUCUUUAAAUGGUACACGGUUUCCUCUGGAUGACACUAACGCUGCCUUCAAAUGGAGCUUGUGAGCUCAUAAUUACGACACGGGAAGUCACCAGAUGCUUGGUGUUCGAGUGGUAACAUCUGAACAGCGCUGCAAGGCGACAUCAACAGGAGGCUGUCUUCUACUGCAGGAACUUGCAGGCUGGUUUAGGGCAACUCAAGCAUUUUUGUAUCUUCUGACCACAAGAACAGCUUCUGUAAAACCUCUUUCAGGAUGGAUUUUAGGCAGAAAAAAAAGCACCUACUCCAAAGUAGCUACAUCUGAGCAGCUUGAAACGCUCUUGUGUGGGGCUCAAUGCUGAUUGUUCAACUCAAAAAGGACAAUGAGCACCAUUUUUUCCCUCUCUUGAUGUUCUAGUAGUAGUCAAGUAGCAGUCUCCUCUUCUCCAACACCAUUAUCACUCAUGUACAUUCCCCAUAAAGGCAAACGUAGAAAACCUGCAAUGCUCUGUUUCUUACAUGCUAAUAGGAUUGAAGUCAUGUCCACUAACUACUAUCUGAGUUAACAUCACAGUUGAAACCCUUGGAUUCUACACCAUAAUGGAAACAGAAAGACAAAUAGGGCUAGUUGCUGUCAGUAAUCAUGCCACCUCAUGCCUGCCCCGAGUUCCUGCAGUGGAAAGCAGUCUAUGGACUUUACCUUCAGUAUCUGGGAGCAACCGAGGCUAACCUUUUAGCAAGCUAACUGGUGGUUUACAAAAUGUUGCAAAAAGGUCAUGAACAUAUAAUGCUCAACAUUUCCCUCAGACGUUAUGAAAUUUCAAAUGAAAAACUCAACUAACGGUACAAUGUUACGUACCAUCCACUGGAAAGUAAACGUCAUGGAACUUGUGAAUACCACAGGAGGGUUCAUAAGGACUCUUCUUACAAACACGACCCCAUUUGAAGGCAGAAUAUAACUCCUACAGAUGAGUGGAGAUGUCACAGCUGGUUUAAAGUCUGCACGAGACGAGUAGAUGCCACAACUCGAACAACACCAGCACUGCAAGGGCUACACCCGUGUAAACCUGAUUUUCAAAUGGCAUCUGGUUUGAAUUUUGGACACUAUUAUGUGAAUGACACCACCUUCUUCCUCUUUUGUACAUUUUACUUUUUUCCACUGUCACAACCUCCCUGAGUUGUUACUUUUCUUAUAAGCUCUAUUGUUCUGCGUCUAUGGCACGCUGUUUUAUCAUUUAAUAGCUCGACUGGAUUGCAGUUGACAUUUCUUAUAUCCACAGCAUCAUUUACAUCCACGUCUCUCUUUACAGAUACGUACAAUUCAGCUGCAGACAUCUACACCUGAAUUAUGAGUUUCAAACGUCUACUCUUUCAGUCUGACCGUUUACAGUUCUAGUUCAAGAUAUUCCCCUCAAUUCACCUAGGUUGUUCUUUUUAAAUAUCUUGAAUUAAAUCUGAACUGGUCAGAGAGACAUUCUGGAUAUUGGGAAUAAAAAUUCUGUCUGGAGCUUUAAUUCCAGAGUGUCAAACUCAGCUAUUAAAUGCUAUUAACCUCGGCUUGUCAUAUGCAUCAGAACUCAGCCCUUUGUAAGACUUUUUGUCUGAUUUUUAUUGUGAGGACACCUGUAAUCACUGUGAACACACACACGACUGCCUACCAGCUUGGUCUAAUCGUACUCUUACACCUUUGACAUCUUUGCGAUGCGUCUUUAUGGUCACUGCAUGUUGAAAUAAGGUUGUAAACUGUUUCCCACAUUCGUAUCCACAAAUUAAAUAGGAUCUUUUGAAUAUA